This is a messenger RNA of Acanthopagrus latus (yellowfin seabream), 5866 nucleotides long. RefSeq names its product kinesin heavy chain-like. The record is from RefSeq and is a predicted model, not a curated record. Gene Ontology annotation, molecular function: ATP binding; microtubule motor activity; microtubule binding. Bases 1098 to 3968 code for a protein of 956 amino acids. The transcript is spliced from 27 exons. Gene Ontology annotation, biological process: microtubule-based movement. NCBI's taxonomy places the organism in Eukaryota, Metazoa, Chordata, Actinopteri, Spariformes, Sparidae.
GCCACCGCGAUUCAACAGAAGGGUUAUUUACAUUGAUGACUUGUUCUUUUUUUGUGUUUUUAAUGUAAUUUUCUUUAAUUUACAAACGUAGAAUUGUUUUAAAAGGAAAAUAUAUCAUCCUAAUCAAAUAAUUCAGCCAUUUUGGCUAUUUUUAUCUUAUCUUAUUUUAUCUAAAAUAUGAUUGUGAUCCUUGUCAGUUAUUAAUGUAUGUUAGCGUUAGCAUAAAUCACAGUAUAGUAGAAAGUAGGAGAUAAUUUAAAACAAAUAAGGUUUAUUAGCUAUAAACUCACAAUUGUUACUGUUAAACUAGUUAAUUAUCUUCCACUUGAUGAAGUAAAACUCAUGCUAGCUUUAAAUUAUAGCUAAUAAACCCCACGCAGGAGUAACGUUAGCUUACUUCUUAUGCUAUUCAGGGUAACAUGUAACGUUAGCUUAGCUAUAAUAGUAUCUAGUGAAGGUUGGGCUAAAUUUAGCAUAGACAAGGCUAAUUAGAUCCAUAACAAUACGUUAUAAUGUUUGUUUAUUAAAGGCUAUUGAUCAUCUGAACAUCCAGUCAGACAAGUGACUAUUAAAGUGUCACGAAUCGAUACGUAAUCAAUAAGCAAUGCCUCUAAUAUCGUCCACCUGAUCGGAAAAAUGAUCUCUGGGGGGAUUCAUAAGAAAUUAAUGCAGGUGUUUUGUGCGCGUUCACGUGGGCGACACGGUGUCGGUACUGAUGCAGGGCGCACGGGAACGCGCCGCGGCAUCGUCACCGGGAGCGCGCCUGUGUUUGCCAGCUGAGGACGAUGCGGUUGUUUCUGCGGCUCCUCUCCCGGCUCUCCCUCUGGUAGGACACGCCGACACCCGCACCAGCCCUCCUCCUCCUCCUCCUCCUCCUCCAGCCUCCCGCAGAGACGGUCGGUGUCACCGCCGCAGAUUGGAGGCCAGCACGCCGGCUCCGGGACGCAGCGCUGCGGGUUGAUCCGGUUUGGCCAUGGCGCAGCGGAGGAGGCGCGGAGACACUCGGCGUGGAUGAAGGACGCGUCGCGCUGCGGUUAAAACUUCUGGCGUUUUCUCCUCCAGGUCGCCGGGAAUGAUCUGACAGCGGCCCCGCAGACAUGAUGGAUGCGUCGGAGUGCGGGGUGAGGGUGAUGUGUCGCUUCAGGCCGCUGAACGAGGCCGAGAUCACCCGAGGAGACAAAUACAUCCCCAAAUUCAAGGAGGAGGACACGGUGGUCAUCGCGAGUAAACCCUACGUGUUCGACCGCGUGCUGCCUCCCAACACGUCGCAGGAACAAGUCUACGACCAGUGUGCCAAACAGAUCGUUAAAGAUGUGCUGGGCGGUUACAACGGGACCAUCUUCGCCUACGGACAGACGUCCUCCGGGAAGACACACACCAUGGAGGGCAAACUGCACGACCCCCAGCUGAUGGGGAUCAUCCCUCGCAUCGCCCACGAUAUCUUUGACCACAUCUACUCCAUGGACGAGAACCUCGAGUUUCACAUCAAGGUUUCCUAUUUUGAAAUCUACCUGGACAAGAUCAGAGACCUGCUGGACGUAUCGAAGACAAACCUGGCCGUGCAUGAAGACAAAAACAGAGUGCCAUACGUCAAGGGCUGCACUGAGCGUUUUGUCUCCAGUCCAGAGGAGGUGAUGGACGUCAUCGAUGAGGGCAAAUCCAAUCGGCACGUAGCAGUGACAAACAUGAAUGAGCACAGCUCUCGCAGCCACAGCAUCUUCCUCAUCAACAUCAAGCAAGAAAACAUUGAGACAGAGAAGAAACUGUCAGGGAAACUCUACCUGGUCGACUUGGCGGGCAGCGAGAAGGUCAGUAAGACGGGAGCGGAGGGCGCCGUGCUGGACGAGGCGAAGAACAUCAACAAAUCUCUGUCAGCGCUGGGAAACGUCAUCUCGGCUCUGGCUGAGGGAACAAAAAGCCACGUGCCGUACAGAGACAGUAAGAUGACUCGGAUCCUGCAGGACUCUCUGGGGGGAAACUGUCGCACCACCAUCAUCAUCUGCUGCUCGCCGUCCGUCUACAACGAGGCCGAGACCAAGUCCACGCUCAUGUUCGGACAGAGAGCCAAGACCAUCAAGAACACGGUGUCGGUGAACCUGGAGCUGACGGCCGAGGAGUGGAAGAAGAAGUAUGAGAAGGAGAAGGACAAGAACAAGAGUCUGAAGACCAUCAUCCAGAGGCUGGAGGCCGAACUCAACCGCUGGAGGAACGGUGAAGACGUUCCUGAGGAGGAGCAGCUGAGCGCCAAAGAUCAGAAGAGCAUCGAGCCGUGCGACAACACUCCCGUCAUCGACAAUCUGCUGCCGGCCGGAGGAGGCGUCACCGUCACCAGCGACGAGCGGAGCAGAUACGAGGAGGACAUCACCAACCUGUACAAACAGCUGGACGACAAGGAUGAUGAUAUCAACCUGUACAGCCAGCUGUCUGAGAAGCUCAAGGAGCAGAUGAUGGACCAGGAUGAGCUGCUGGCGUCGACGCGGCGCGAUUACGAGAAGAUCCAGGAGGAGCUGUGCCGGCUGCAGACGGAGAACGAGCUGGCCAAGGAGGAGGUGAAGGAGGUGCUGCAGGCGCUGGAGGAGCUGGCCGUCAACUACGACCAGAAGAGCCAGGAGGUGGAGGAGAGGGACCAGGCCAACCUGCAGCUGACUGAGGAGCUGCAGCACAAGGCGGCGCUGCUGUCGGCGGUGCAGAGGGAGCUGGGUCAGCUGCAGGAGCUGAACGGUCUGCAGAGGAAGAGAGCCGCCGAGGUCCUCAACCUGCUGCUGCGUGACCUCAGCGACAUCGGCGCCAUCAUCGGCACGAGCGACGUCAAGAGCGCCGCGUCCUCAGAGACGAAGGGGAAUGGCUCGGCGGUGGAGGAGGAGUUCACCCUGGCUCGUCUCUACAUCAGCAAGAUGAAGUCAGAGGUGAAGUCUCUGGUGAACCGCAGCAAGCAGCUGGAGAGCGCUCAGGCCGACGCCCACCGCAAGAUCCAAGCCAACGAGAAGGAGCUGGCAUCCUGUCAGCUGCUCAUCUCACAGCACCAGGCCAAGAUCAAGUCUCUGACUGACUACAUGCAGAACAUGGAGCAGAAGAAGAGGCAGCUGGAGGAGAGUCAGGACGCUCUGACCGAGGAGCUCGCCAAACUGCAGGCUCAGGAGAAGAGACACGAGGUGUCUGGCGAGGAGAAGGAGAAGGAGGACAUCAGCAGACUGGAUGGCGAUGAUGACAUCAAGAAAACACUGGAGGAGCAGCUGGAGAACCACAGGGAGGCUCAUCAGAAGCAGCUCAGCCGCCUCCGAGACGAGAUCGAGGACAAACAGAGGAUGCUAGACGAGCUGACGGAUCUGAACCAGGGUCUCUUGCUGGAGCAGGAGAGACUGAUGUCAGACUACGACAAAGUGAAGGCUGAAGAGCAGGAGAAGGAUGCCAAGCUGCAGAAACUCAUAGAGCUGAAUGAACAGAGGGAGCAGGCCAGAGAGGACCUGAAGGGCCUGGAGGAGACUGUGGCCAAAGAGCUGCAGACGCUUCACAACCUGCGCAAACUCUUCGUUCAGGACCUCACCACGCGGGUCAAGAAGAGUGCUGAGCUGGACUGUGAGGAGGGACUCGGCAACGUGGCCCAGAAACAGAAGAUCUCCUUCCUGGAGAACAACUUGGAACAGCUCACCAAGGUCCACAAGCAGCUGGUUCGGGACAACGCAGAUCUUCGCUGCGAGCUGCCAAAGCUGGAGAAGCGUCUGCGUGCCACGGCCGAGAGAGUUAAAGCCCUUGAGAACGCCCUGAAGGAGGCGAAGGAGAACGCCAUGAGGGACCGCAAGCGCUACCAGCAGGAGGUGGACCGCAUCAAGGAGGCAGUCCGGGCCAAGAACAUGGCCAGGAGGGGGUUCUCCGCACAGAUCGCGAAGCCCAUCCGGCCAGGCCAUCAUCCACUGUCAUCCCCCAUCACCAGCUCCAUCCGGGCCGGAGGAGUCUACACCCACAACUGAAACCACAACUGCAAGUUAAAACCCUACAGACCAUCAACAACUCAACGCAUGCCCACCGCCUCACCUGGAAACCACAAGCCCCGCCCCUCCCGUUGGAGCACCAAUGGGAGGCCAUCACAACAGACUGUCACCGCUCAGAGAAGCAACAUCCAAACAUCCAUCGUGUAUAUAACUGAUAUGAGAUGUAAACAUAUUUAAUUUGCUGAAUGUCAGAGGCCUCACUUAGAAAAUGCUUUAUGACCUAAAUUAUUCUUUUAGGCGAAAACUGACCAAUCGAUUCUGAUUAUAAAUGUUCUUAUUUAUAUUCGUAAUUAUGCAACAGAGUAAAUGAAGCGUAACAUUUAUAAAUGAGGCCCUGAGUUUCUUUCUGGAGGAUGAUGACCAAAAAAAUUUGAGAAAUCGUCGUCACCUGAGCUGAAGUUCCGCAGGUGACUCGUUGCGUUAGUGUUUCUGAUUUAUGAUCGCGACUUUAAGAUUGUACAAAGCUUAACGAGCCAGAGAGAAAAGGCAGUUUUAUCGUUUAAUCUCAAACCAGCAUUCAUUUAUUUAAAAUAAAAAAAGAACCUUUAUUCACCUUCUUGCCAAGAGCUUAGCGAGAACACAGACACCACUCUCAGCAAGAUGCCAAUUAGCUUAGCUUAGCAUAAAGACUGAAAACAGAGGCAAAGUGCUAGCCUGACUCUCUGGAGGUAAUAAAAUCCGACUACCAGUCCCUUUACACUUAAUUUAUUUGUUACGUCUCUGGGUGUUGGCAGGAAACUAGUCAAGACUCCCAAGUCCCAGUUUCAAGCCCUAAUGCUAAGCUAAGCUAACUAGCACUUGCUGCAGCUUCAUAUUUAAUGCAAAGACGUGACAGUGAUGUCAAUCUGUUUAUCUAACUCUCGCCAAAAAAAGGAAAUAAGAGUAUUCCCAAAAUGUCAAAUGUUUCCUUUGAGAAUGUCAUGUUUUUUUGCAGGAUCUCUAGUCAGCACCAUCGCAGCUAAAGUUUUUUCUCGCCUCGAUGAAGUUCAGUUGCAGUUGAAGUUGAGCCACAGAAAUACACUUCACUGAACACCCCUGGUUGUAUUUACGUAUGUACUAAAACUUUGUAUUGUCUUUGAAGUUGUCGUCGCUUUUUUGACAUUUUCUCCCCAGUUAUUGUCGGCUCUGUCGUCCACCUAAAGGUGACAAUCAUCUGAAAACAAACACUACCGAGCUUCAAAAGGAGAUUUUUUUCAGCAGGAAGCAGAAUGUGAAUGUCAUUCAAAUGUAAUUGUUCUUCAUAAAUGUUAUCGCGUUUAAAGAAAAUUACACUUUUCCUGGAUCAGUUAGAUAUUCUCUCAGUUUUAGGACGCUGCUGUAAAGUCUAAAGGAUUUGUGUCGGAUUACUGUCGUCCUGCAGGGACACUGACCAGACAAUCAGGCGUUCAAGGACUCAGAAAACAGUAACACAGUCUGGUUUGAAGACUUCAGCAGGAAAAGGAAGAGAGACGUAUUUCUUAAAUAUCUGUAAAAGCUCCUGAUCAACCAGUCAGAGAUCUUAUGACAGACUUGAGAAUUCCCCUCAAAAAACACAAAAAUAAGAAACGUUUGAAAUCUAUUCAAGCCAGAACAAUCCUGGAAAAGUCAGUUUUUUCACUCUUGUGCCUUGAGAAUCAACAGAAUAAGACUGAAUUUAGUUCAGUGUCCCAAGUUCAUCGACUGGUAAUGACAUUUAAGACAUCAAAACACCUCACAGGGUUUCCCAGAAUCACGUCUUUAAAAAAAUAAAAGAUCGUAAAUCGAUGAUCUCCCCUUUUACUAAUCAAAGAUCGACAUCUGUGCUGCCGGUUUAGCAUGUUUUCGAUUUGAAUGAGCAGAUGGAGUGUCGGGAUCAUCGUCACGACUCAGCUUCUUCAUUUGACAUUUAACCGUUUGAU